CCUCGUUCUGCCGCACCUACCAGGCACGAGCUGGAACAAGUUCAAAGUUAUCGGACCGUCCGAGUGGGGGGUCAGUACGCAUGUAAGGUUUGCUCUAUCUUAAGACGCGCAUUGCACAAGCCAGCAUGGGAGACAACGUACAUUUGCCGGACGUGUUCCAACGCACACGGUGGCGACGUCAUCUACCUCUGCCAGCGCGCCCGACAGCACGAUCCUUCCGGCCCCGUGAAUACGGCAACGUGCAGCCAGAUUUGGCAUGAUAUGUGGCGAAAUGGCACGGUUACGCCUGAAGGCGUUCGCUAUCGUCGUCGAGCACCACAGGAUGAACGAGGUAGUUCUGCAGCUUCGAGUAGCGAGGAUAAUGGAGAAUAG
This is a messenger RNA of Phytophthora sojae, 372 nucleotides long. RefSeq lists its product as hypothetical. The annotation marks the transcript as partial. The record is from RefSeq and is a predicted model, not a curated record. Lineage: Eukaryota; Oomycota; Peronosporomycetes; Peronosporales; Peronosporaceae. The transcript has a single exon.